This is a messenger RNA of Ruditapes philippinarum (Manila clam), 5216 nucleotides long. RefSeq lists its product as uncharacterized. The coding region runs from base 887 to 5017 and encodes 1376 amino acids. NCBI's taxonomy places the organism in Eukaryota, Metazoa, Mollusca, Bivalvia, Venerida, Veneridae. The record is from RefSeq and is a predicted model, not a curated record. The transcript has 13 exons.
AGGCAAAUUUAUCGUGAACAAUAAAGGAGGUACUACAAAAGCAAAAUUAAUCAUCGACGACAAAAUUCCGAUUUCUCUUGAUAUAAGAUUUGGGGAAAGAAAAUACAGAAAAUCAGACAAUUUUCAAGGCGUCAUAAAUUUUGAAGCUGGAAAUUAUCCAGAGUUAAACACGAAAAUCGUAGGUGAACUUAGUGAAACACGUUCAAACCAAGUAGAUGUACAAACGAAUGUAGAUAUAUGGUAUGGGCCCGAUUUUCAAAAUGAGGCCAAACAUAUUGUCUUAAGAUUGGAUAUAAAAAAGACGAGCGAUUACAGGGAACCGUCAGCUAGUAUUCUAACAAGCAUAAAAUAUCCCGCACUUGAUGUUGAUAUUCAUUUGAAAGGGGAAUAUGCGGCAAAGAAAGACAGGAAAUUACAUAAGCAUGAAGCAUUUAUAAAUUUUGAAGCUAGAUAUUAUCCAGAGUUAAACACGAAAAUCGUAGGUGAACUUAGUGAAACACGUUCAAACCAAGUAGAUGUACAAACGAAUGUAGAUAUAUGGUAUGGACCUGACUUUCAAAAUGACGCCAAACAUAUUGUCUUAAGAUUGGAUUUGAAAAAGACGAGCGAUUACAGUGAACCGUCAGCUAGUAUUCUUACAAGCAUAAAAUAUCCCGCACUUGAUGUUGAUAUUCAGUUAAAAGGGGAAGGCGUGGAAAAAACGAUAAACAGCACAUUACAAAAACUUGAAGCAAUCAUAAAUUUUGAAGCUAGAAAUAAUCCAAAGCUAAACACAAAAAUUGUUGGUGAACUUAGUGAUACACGUUCAAACAAAGAGACGAACAUAGAUAUAUGGUAUGGACCUGAUUUUCAAAAUGACGCCAAACAUAUUGUCUUAAAACUGGAUAUGAAAAAGACGAGCGAUUACAGUGAACCGUCAGCUAGUAUUCUUACAAGCAUAAAAUAUCCCGCAUUUGAUGUUGAUAUUCAUUUGAAAGGGGAAUAUUCGGCAAAGAAAAACAGGAAAUUACAUAAGCAUGAAGCACUCAUAAACUUUGAAGCUAAAAAUAAUCCACAGCUAAACACAAAAAUUGUUGGUGAACUUAGUGAAACACGUUCAAACCAAGUAGAUGUACAAACGAAUGUAGAUAUAUGGUAUGGACCGGAUUUCCAAAAUAACGCAAAACAUAUUGUCUUUAGAAUGGAUAUGAAAGAGACGAGCGAUUACAGGGAACAGUCAGCUAGUAUUCUUACAAGCAUAAAAUAUCCCGCACUUGAUGUUGAUAUUCAGUUAAAAGGGGAAUGUGUGGAAAAAAAGAUAAACAGCAAAUUACAAAAGCUUGAAGCAAUCAUAGACUUUGAAGCUAGAAAUAAUCCAGAGCUAAACACAAAAAUUGUUGGUGAACUAAGUGAAAUACGUUCAAACCAAGAAUAUGUACAAACGAAUGUAGAUUUAUGGUAUGGACCGGAUUUUCAAAAUGACGCCAAACAUAUUGUCUUACGAUUGGAUAUGAAAAAGACGAGCGAUUACAGGGAACCGUCAGCUAGUAUUCUUACAAGCAUAAAAUAUCCCGCACUUGAUGUUGAUAUUCAUUUGAAAGGGGAAUAUGCGGCAAAGGAAAACAGGACAUUACAUAAGCAUGAAGCACUUAUAAACUUUGAAUCUAGAAAUAAUCCAGAGCUAAACACAAAAAUUGUUGGUGAACUUAGUGGAAACCAAGUAGAUGUACAAACGAACAUAGAUAUAUGGUAUGGACCAGAUUUUCAAAAUGACGCUAAACAUAUUGUCUUAAGUUUGGAUAUGAAAAAGAUGAGCGACUACAGAGAAUCAUCAGCUAGUAUCCUUACAAGCAUAAAAUAUCCCGCUAUUGACGUUGAUAUACAUUUUGGUGGAGACUAUGUCUGUGAAAACAGCAAGAUAUGGUCAAGUUUGGUGUUGCAUUCUGGACAAAGAAAGCCUAUAAAAACAAGUUUCAGAGUCGACGUCAAGGGCAAAUGGCGUUUUACAAAUAUCAAUGUUGCCGAAUAUAUUUUAAUUGUACCCCAACAUAGUAUAGAUGAAUAUUUUAUAUACUCAGCUGAGAGGACUUUAGAGCGAAAUUUCAAAACUACAUUGAAAGUUCGAUUGAAGAGAGGUGAGAAUAAUGAAAUUACAAGUUUAAUAAUACCAAGUACGGAUACUUUUACGAUAAUUAUAGACAUAAAACUUUUUGGUCAGAGUCUAGCUAACAUGAAAUUAGAGUUCAAAGAAAGGGAGAAGAUUUAUUCUGCUCGCAUGUCUUUUGAAAGCAGUCACAGAAAAUACGAAAGUUACAUGACAUUACUUUUACAUGACUAUUUGCCGCCCUCUGAACAUUUAACGGGAUAUAUAGCGGUCAUUUUUCCUACUAGAAUUGUCAUCUUCGAUAUUUUCUACGUAUUUUCCGGAAAGGGUUCCAGUUAUGAAAGUUUCAAGUUGGACAUUGUGAAAAAGUAUGAUUCAGCAAAAAAUAUUUUCAAAACUAAUAACGGAGUCGAUAUCACAUCUAAAAUAUCGACACCUUUAAAAGAAUUGUCUCGGCUUGCAUUCGAUGCAUCUAUUCUCAAGACGAGAGGGAGGAUAGUAACAGAUACAUUUGUCUUCAGAUUUGACCCAUCGCGUGCAUACAAGCUCCGACCAAUCGUAACAACGAUUGAAAUAAACGAAGAGUCAGGCAUUAAACUAUCUAACGAGUAUAACAUUGGACCUAACAAAAAAUAUUUUGAAUUAAGAGCUAAUGUAAGAAAUAUUGUUAAUUUAAAUGUUUUUUACAAAUGUCCAACUUCAGGUUUGUAUGCUGUAGCUUAUAAACAUACAGGUAAUUUCAAAGACUUUCAAUGCCAUUUAGAAUUUACGAAAAAUACUGAAGAAUGGCAUGGGGAUUUUCAUCUGAAAACAGUUGGCAGUAUCCGAGGAGGAAUGCUCAAGUUUAAACCGCCAGCCUCCUCUAGGCUAAACCCUGUUUUAGUGAGUUUAGAGCAUACAGGCGAUUUAAACGACUUUACAUGCCAUGUACAAUUUACGAAAAGCACUGAAGAAUGGAAUGGGGAUUUUUAUCUGAAAACAGUUGGCAGCAUCCAAGGAAUGCUAAAGUUUAAACCUUCAGCCUCCUCUAGGCUAAAACCUGUUUCAGUGAGUUUAGAGCAUACAGGCGAUUUAAACGACUUCAAAUGUCAUGUAGAUCUAACGGAAAAUUUUGAAGAAUGGCAUGGGGAUUUUCAUUUAAAAAAAGAUGAAAAUAUAAAAGGUAUGCUCAAACUUAAACCACCUUCCUCCUCUACAUUUAAGCCCAUUUUAAUAUCUUUUGAGCAUUCGUGGAUAAAAAUGAUAUCUCGCACAGACGUUUUAAUUGGUGAAGACAAAAUAGCAUACAAACUUGUUUGUUCUCUUGCACCCAUUUUCUGGCAUUUCGACUUUCAAUUUGGAAAAAUUUACAUGAAUACAGACUUUGUUCUGAAAAUAAAGAGUAUUUCGGUAGGUUUAUCAUUCAGGAUAACUUCUUCGUUAUGUUCGGAUGCAACCGGUGACUUUUACAUACAAGGCGAAUUAACAGACUUUUCAUCAACAACCGUACUGGAGAUAUCAAACAAUGAAAACGACGAGCAUCUCGUUUACAGAACAAUUUCUUCGUCAAUUGAUUCGCCGACUAAAAUAGAGUCGGCGAUAGAAAAGCUAGGUUUAACUGUGCAGCGCCAUGGUGACAUUGCUCGUUCAUAUACAGUGAAAAGAAGUAGAAGUGCUUUAUUACAAAUAACAUCAGAGCGUUAUACAGUAACGUUUAGAUUUUGGUCGAAAAAAAGUAUCAACUUUGACGGUAGCAUCACCUCGCCGAUAGAAGGCUACAAAUCUUUAACGGCAAAUUUCAAACAAAGCAAUAACAAAAGGUACUUUAAAUGCACUGGAAGCGCUGUCAUCGAACAUGAAAGGAGCGAUUUCAAUAUUAAACUAGACCGAUAUAUCCCGAAAUUACUUGCCAAAGCGACAAUAAAACACAAUUAUGAAUAUUCGAUCCUUGUAGAUUUAAAAAAAGACAUUAAUGCAAAAUUCGAUAUGGUCAUUCCCGACAUGGAUCACAUAAGUGGUAAUUAUACUCAAAGUCUUAGUUCCCACUCGUGUAAAGCAUUGGCCCAUCUGAAAUUGUCUUCAAGCGUUUUCUUUGAUUGUGAUAUUGAAUUGAAAUGGAAAACCGACUUAAUCGUUGUUUUUACUCUAAAAACACCAUUCCAAGGAUUUGAAAAGAUAGUACUGAAAACUAAUUAUGAUAGGUCACUUUCAACUAAGACGUAUACCUCCUCUGCAAAUCUUCAAAUAGAAGAAUAUGUAGUUGAGGUUUCAACAACAAUCGUGGAUACACCUAGCUUAACAAAUGCAGAUUUUACACUGAGAACCCGUGGGGAACUAAUGCAUUCUUCAGCAAGAUCCCAUAACGAUAUCAGAGCCUCUUUUAUGCAAAGCGGAAGUUCAAGUGGCACUGUCAUGACAUACGAAGUCAAUAUUAACUCAUUAACAAGAAUUAACGGGAAACUGAAUACUGUUCAUUUUGGUUCUGAACAAAUGUCUGCAGAUGUUGAACUAAGGACACCUUUCAAGAAUAUGGAAGUAAAUAAAGUAUCUUAUAAGCACACGAGAGACUCAAAUAACAUUCAAUGUGACAUCAAUUCUUCGAUAUUCGGCAAAGAGGUGACAGGAACUAUUGCAGGCUCGGUGCAGCCUCUAAGAAUGGAUCUAGAUAUUAAAACACCUUUCAAGGACAUUGAGAAUAUUGGAUUAAAUGGAAUUGUUGAAACCGAUGAGAACAAAUACUUUGGCAGAAUGCAGGCAAAAUUAAAUCCAAAUAACCAAUUCCUGAUAGAGGGAAAAUUAUCAACGGCACGUUCUAUUGACGGUGCAAUUUCUAUUUCUACACCCUUUAAGCAAAUGAGAAAUACAUCUAUUAUGAUUUCUGACACAAAUUUAGUCACCAGAGGUGUUUCAGAAGGUGUUAAAAUAAUUCAUAAUGGCAAAAGAAUUGGUACGUAGUGUUUAUGGUAAAAUAUAACAGUAAUUUGGAACUAUUUAUGUCUUAUAAACAGAAAAAUUUUGUUUCAUGUAUAUAACGCAUUUUGUAUGUUAAGGAUUGUGUGUGUGCGUAUCUGUGUAUGUUUGUAUGAUGUAUAGAAUGUUGGAUAGUAAGACACAAUAAACAAAGCUCAGCUAACGCGGUGCACUAUAACUAUUA